Caenorhabditis elegans is the source of this 776-nucleotide messenger RNA. It is a transcript of the gene chpf-1, whose product is annotated as EF-hand domain-containing protein. The transcript has 4 exons. NCBI's taxonomy places the organism in Eukaryota, Metazoa, Nematoda, Chromadorea, Rhabditida, Rhabditidae. Bases 10 to 597 code for a protein of 195 amino acids. Gene Ontology annotation, cellular component: plasma membrane; nucleus; cytoplasm. The record is from RefSeq and is marked reviewed. Gene Ontology annotation, molecular function: calcium ion binding.
UGUUACGAAAUGGGAAACAGCAGUUCUUUAAUGUUACGAGAUGAGGAGAUUGAGGAAAUAAUGAGUGAAACAGAAUUUAACAGAAAUCAAAUUGUCCGACUCUACAGCCGAUUUUUAUCACUUGAUAAAAAAGGACAGGGAUUUCUUUCACGAGACGAUUUUUUGAAUGUUCCCGAGUUGGCUGUGAAUCCUCUUGGUGAUCGAAUCGUAGAUGCCUUUUUCACAUUAGCUUCUUCAAACGGUGACAACGAAGAGCAACAGUUGAACUUUCGUCAAUUUGUUCGAAUUCUUGCACACUUUCAACCGAUUUCAAGAGUAAAGAAAAAUGCUCUCAACUCGAGAAAAGACAAAUUGCUUUUUGCGUUCAAAAUGUACGAUUUAAAUAAAAACGACUACAUCACACGUGAAGAAUUCAAAGUCAUUCUGAACAGUAUGGUUGGUGCCAAUAUAACUUCUGAUCAACUCGACAAGAUUGCUGAUCGAACGAUUGAGGAAGCUGAUGCAGAUCGUGAUGGAAAAAUUUCUUUUGAUGAGUUUUGUCGAGCAAUGGAAAAAACUGAUAUUGAGGAGAAGAUGUCGAUUCGAUUCCUAAACUAAGCUUUUACAAGAAAUUCCCCUGCUAGUCUCGUUUUCAGUUUGCCAUUUUCUCUUACCUGUACAUAAUUUUUGUCACUUCUCACCAUUUUGCCUUGAAGACACAAACUAUCUCAGAAGUUGUUUAUCAAUUUUCGUGUGAAAUCAAAAUUGACAAAGAAAAAUGAAUGUUUUAUCAGUUU